AUGUGCCGUGCAAUAGCUAAGGAGGUUACCAAAAUAGCCUUGGCCCGAGAAAUUGGUUGUGGCGAUAGUCGCGGCGAUGUCAUACAGCUUUACCCGUGUGAUAAGGAAACCGUCCAGAGGCAUAUCGAUAUGCUCCUUAUAAAUCCUGCGUCGCAGAGUGAAGGGAAUAGCGUGUUCCUUCGAGAAGCAAGUGAUGGAUGGAUUAUUGGCGUCGGCGUUGGCGUCUUGGCUGGCACCGUGGCUGGGGAGAUCAAGGGGAUCGUUGACCCUACUAUGAAUGAAGAGCGUAGGCGAAAACUCCAAAUAUCAGAGUUGUAAAUAGGCCGCCAAUACUUGAAAAGUCCAUCUUUACAGCGGAGGGUUGUCCUUUGCGGUGUCGUUAGCCAGCAGAUAGUAACUCUAUAGCAUAGUGGUACUGAUAUACUAAGGAGGUUAAGAUGCGCUGGGGCUUAGAUCCUGACAGACCCUCCUAAGAUCUAGCUAGAUGUUACGAACUUCCUCAGGAAGGACUUCGAGACUUGAUCUCCCAAGCGUCCUGGGAUCUAGUUAUUG
Messenger RNA from Paecilomyces variotii, 552 nucleotides. RefSeq lists its product as hypothetical. Lineage: Eukaryota; Fungi; Ascomycota; Eurotiomycetes; Eurotiales; Thermoascaceae. The coding region runs from base 1 to 318 and encodes 105 amino acids. The record is from RefSeq and is a predicted model, not a curated record. The transcript has 2 exons.